Messenger RNA from Epinephelus fuscoguttatus (brown-marbled grouper), 2945 nucleotides. RefSeq names its product fibrinogen alpha chain. Gene Ontology annotation, biological process: protein polymerization; blood coagulation; platelet activation. Gene Ontology annotation, molecular function: signaling receptor binding. The record is from RefSeq and is a predicted model, not a curated record. Gene Ontology annotation, cellular component: fibrinogen complex. Lineage: Eukaryota; Metazoa; Chordata; Actinopteri; Perciformes; Serranidae. The transcript has 4 exons. Bases 440 to 1150 code for a protein of 236 amino acids.
AUAUUUUCAGUCACGCUGUGUAAAUAUCCAUCGUGUACACGUAUGAGCACUUAACUUUGCUCCGCCUGAGGGUCCAGCUUUGAAUUCAUGGAGGUCCAUUAUUCUUGAUUACAGUGACUAUUCCUCUGAGGAAUGACAUAAAAUAAAAAUCACAAGUCAUAUUUUAAUUUGAGGAAACCAUCAAAGAUUUCUUAGUCCUGAGCUUCAAACUUGCAUUCAUGUUGGAUUCAAUUUGCCGUGUUAGAAAUCAUCACGUUGGAUCUUUGUCCUCUUACAACACCUUUUAUCUGUGACGUCGUGUCUGAUUCAGAGUUCAGUUGGAGGUGAACUAACCACAGUGCGUUUUGUUUGUUUGUUUGUUUGUUUUUCUGCAGUUUGUAUAAGACUGAAGCAGCAGAAUCAAGAUGGCCGACAGCCCUACAGUCAGUCCCAGACAUACAUGAAGCAACACUGUCGAGGGACGCCCUCAGGCGUCGCCCUGUGUUCAGACGAUGACUGGGUUUCUAAAUGCCCCUCUGGCUGCAGACUCCAGGGUCUGAUCUUGCAACUGGAGAGCAAGGUGGAGAGGAGACUGAGGAUGGUGUGUAAGACAGCAAAGAUGUACGAAGACAUGUCUGAGAAGUCCAUGACGGUGACGACACGCAUCUACAACUACAACCGGAGAGUCAUCGUCAACAGAUACAUGUCAGAGCUGAAGUUUGUGGAAAACGCCGAAGGAUUGACGAGGAACCUUACGUUGCUACGGAAACGGUCAUCCAAGCUGUCGCUACAACUGGUGGAGCUCCGCGGCAACGUCCAGAAACAACUGGAGGACUUGUAUCGAGCAGAGGUGGACAUUGACAUGAAGCUGCGAGCCUGCUCUGGGUCCUGCCGGUCGCUGUCACCGUUCAGCGUCGAUCAUCUCGGCUAUCAGUCGCUUCAAGCUGACAUGGAGCAGAUGGACAAGCAGACAAAGAAGUCCGCUACGCCUCCUGAAGACGUCCCACACGUCAAGCUGCAGCCUGUAGACGUCGGCCCGGAGCCGUCGGCAGAGUAUAAGACCAUCCCAACCGUCCAGAGGGAACUGUUGACCCAGUUUGAGGACAUCGGACAGAACCAGGUUGUUCUGGAGGAGCUGCUGGAGGCGGUUGAUCCUGCAGAGCUGGAGUGAAAGGGCUCCACGGAGGCAGGUUUGAUAGAUCACAGUGGAAGUGAAGAGUGGGUGUUUCUGUUUCUUUUCAGCAGCGCUUUGUAACUCAGUUUGGAGAGGGCCUUUUCCAAUAAACACAAUCACUGUUUUUAUUUCUGCUUAUUUAUAACACUGCGCUCUCUUGUGCAUGUUAAAAGUACGUUUGUCCAGACAUGCAUGAAGACGGAAUCUUUGCCUGAUGAAGCUGCGGCUUAACAGUUGUGUAACGAGUUAAAAAAAACUUUUAUAUACCUCUCCUUAUGGAUGUAAUUAAUCUAGCAUCUAAAACACAAAGCCUCCCUGAUUCAUUUUCAAUGGCUAUAAUUACAGUGAUCCAAAAAAAAAAACAAAGACCCCUUAAAAUGCUCCUCUUUCCGACCAAUUUCACUCUUGAAUGCGGAUUAUAAAUUGAUUUCUAAAGCUAUGGCAAACAGGUUGAGUAAAUUCUUACCAAAAUUGAUAAACCGAAACCAGGUUGGCUUUAUUCAGAAGAGAUCCUCUGCCAGUAACAUGUGUAGGUUACUUAAUGUUAUUCAUAUGGCAACCUCCAGUACUGAACCUAGUAUAGCCGUUACCCUGGACGCGGAAAAGGCCUUUGAUAGGCUUGAGUGGCCCUAUUUAUUCAAGGUUCUAUCUAAAUUUGGAUUUGGCUCCUAUUUUAUUAAUUGGGUCAGAACGCUUUAUAAGAAACCACAGGCCAAAAUAAUUAUUAAUGGACAAAUGUCCACUGCCUUCCCCCUCAGUAGAUCGAGCAGACAAGGGUGUCCCUUAUCCCCUGGGCUUUUCGUUAUAUCUGUUGAACCUCUGGCCGAGAUAAUCAGACAAGAUUCAGAGAUAAAGGGUGUGAAAGUGGACCAGACGAUACAUAAAAUUAAUCUUAUGGCAGAUCAUAUAAUCCCGUACUUAACAAGACCAUUUGAUUCCCUUGCUAAAUUAAAAACUGUUUUGCAUGCAUUUGGAUCUGUUUCUGGAUAUAAAGUCAAUUACGACAAAAGUGAAAUUCUCCCACUCUCAAAUUUUGACUACACUGAAUAUCAGCAAAGAGGUCCAUUUAAAUGGUCUCCAAGCGGGAUAAGAUACCUUGGAAUUAUGGUGGAUAACAACCUUAAAAAUGUGUACAAACUCAACUACUUACCACUAGUUAGUCGAAUAAUAGAGGAGUUACAGAAAUGGAUGAAUUUACCUAUUACUUUGAUCGGCCGAAUAAAUUGCAUUAAAAUGAAUCUGUUACCAAGGCUGCAGUACCUCUUUCAGUCCUUACCGAUUCCAGUGCCUUCCAGUUUUUUUUAAAAAUAUGAAUAAACAUAUUGGACAAUUCAUAAGGAGUGGUAAGACUCCAAGGGUCUCAAUGGAAAAACUUACAUGGGACUAUAAACUGGGGGGUCUUCGACUGCCUAACCUUCAAAAGCAUUAUUUGGCUGCCCAAAUACGACUUGUUUCUUUUUUAUUUGAACGGGAAAAUGUCCCACCUUGGGUUUCAAUUGGAAUGUAUGCUCUUAAAGAAAAUGUUCCUGCAGACUUUAUCUAUAAAUGGACACCUACAACCAUCUCCAGAAGAACUGACAACCCUGUCUUGACCCAUGUCAUCAAAAUGUGGCAUGAAGUCCAGAAAAAUAUUGGACUAAAAAAUAUAUUUUCCCCCAAAACAUCACUGAAACAGAACGAACUCAUACCUAUGUCAGUGGAUAAUAAGAUCCUGGAAACUUGGCACCAGAAAGGGAUUCGUCAUUUGGAGGACUGCUAUAAGGAUGGAUGCCUGAUGUCUUUUGAGGACCUA